AUUUACGUCCCCUUGUGAAUCUUUCUGUGCGCAUGCGUUUUAAGGACCCUACCGCCACUGUUUGAAAACAAACUUGAUCAGACUUGUAUUUUGACAUUUUCCCCAACUGUCAACGAAAAAUGACGAGUCCAUUGGAGGAUCCGUCGCUGGAGCGGCACUUUAAAGGUCACCGUGACACGGUGACGAGUGUCGACUUCAACCCCAACAUGAAACAACUUGCCUCUGGCUCAAUGGACAAUUGCUUGAUGGUCUGGAACUUUAAACCACAGAUGAGAGCAUACAGAUUUGUGGGGCAUAAGGAUGCCGUUAUGAAUGUACGAUUCUCACCAUCAGGACAUCUGGUAGCCUCCGCAUCUAGAGAUAAAACUGUUCGCCUUUGGAUCCCUUCUGUAAAAGGGGAGUCAACAGUGUUCAAAGCCCACACUGCCACAGUACGAUCUGUAGACUUUUCCGGAGAUGGACAGACGCUUGUUACUGCAUCAGAUGACAAAACUAUAAAGUUAUGGACAGUACACAGACAGAAGUUUCUCUUUUCACUCAACCAACACAUGAACUGGGUCAGGUCGGCAAAGUUUUCCCCGGAUGGCCGACUGAUUGUGUCAGGUAGUGACGACAAGACAGUUAAACUCUGGGACAGAAAUAGCAAAGAGUGUGUCCACACAUUCCAUGAACAUGGAGGGUUUGUAAAUCACGUGGAGUUUCACCCGAGUGGCACAUGUAUAGCUUCAGCUGGCACAGACAGUACAGUUAAAGUGUGGGACAUAAGAAUGAACAAACUUCUACAGCAUUAUACAGCCCAUUCCGCAGCAGUCAACAGUUUGUCAUUCCACUCAAGUGGUAACUACCUCCUGUCUGGCUCAGAUGAUGGUCAGCUCAAGGUUUUUGACCUCCUCGAGGGGAGAUUGUUUUACACGCUUCAUGGACAUCAAGGGCCAGUAACUGCGGUGGCAUUUUCAAGGUCUGGCGAGUAUUUCGGCUCAGGUGGAUCAGACGAACAGGUGUUGGUAUGGAAGACAAACUUUGACCAGGUGGACUUUACCGAGUUGUUGCAGUCUCACAAACAGCGAGCUGGGGAGAACGGGGCCCCCACUGUGGCUGAUAUAGCACCGAAAGUACAGAGGCCUUCAUCUGCAGGCGCAGCUAAAUCAGCUAAGGGUGGAAGGAGUGACAUCAAAAGCAUGGAUGAUGCAGCCCCUGAAGUAACAGAAAUAGGACCCGCAAUGUUCUCAUCCAAUGAGCCAGCAUCAUUUGAUGAUGUAGAGAUGCGGUCGAGUGACUCUCGGCCACGGUCACGGGGCGAUGAUUUCCAACCCCGGUCCACAACACAGCCCCUAGAGGAGAGAGGGACGAUGCCUCCACAGUUGGCGGGGACCCUUGAGCACAUUGUUGGGCAGCUUGAUAUUCUUACACAAACUGUGUCUUUACUGGAACAACGACUAACAAUGACAGAGGACAAGUUACGGGAAUGCUUAGACAACCAACAUCAACUUUCACAGCAAGUUCGGCAAAAGGACUGAUAUCUCUUGUGUGUUGCGCAUUUAUUUAUAUGAACUUUUUAUAUCAAUUACCUUGGAUAUCAGUAGUUUUAUAACAGUCUAUAAUGUCUGCUAGAAUUAACAGAAAAAAUAGCAUGAACGGGUCCUCAUAUUGUAUGUUGCCUUAAGUAUUAAAGUUAGUGAAGAUUGUUUUGAUAACUUAAUUUAAUGUAAUGUUUAAGCUGUAAGUUUUUAUUUUUUUAUUGACAAGACUUAAAAUAUGUGAUGUCUAAUUAGUAAUAGCAAUAUUUAACACUUACUGUGAACAUUUUGAUUUUGAGAUAAUUUUCUAAAUAACAGAACUUGAAUUGAGUCUUUCUGAAUGUCAUGUCGCUACCAUUGUCCAUAGAAAAGAUUCCAAAAACCUUCAGCUGAGUUAGUUUAUGGCUGAAGUAAAAUAUCAAUUCUUGUUGCAUUACGAGCCAUAACAUUUUACAACAACAGUUAAAUUUAUGGAACUUGAUAUAUAGAAAUAUCUGACAGGUUUUUUUUGUGGAAAUACAGUUAGAAUAUGAACAGAAAUGAAACUGCUUUAACUCACUUAACUUCAACAGAGUGCUGAAGAAUCGACGCAAUGUACAACAUUUUUUCCAAGAGAAUAAGUUCUGGUUGAAUAAAAAACAACAACACAAACUCUCAGGCAAUAAUAAACCUGUAAGAUAAUAUUUACGGUGAGAAUCAAUAUCUGAAUGUUACCAUCUGACUGUAAAAUUAAUUGGCCAGUGCACAGAAUGAAAUCUUGUCUUUAGUUUGUGGAUAAGUAUUGUAUUAGAUAUUGGCUUUGUCUCCAAACUUACUUUGCUUUUCCUUUAACAGUUUAAUGUUGUUCUUGGCAAUUUUUGCCCAUUUAUAUUAUAUGCAACUUAAGGUUGUCCUGAGAAUGCUUAGUUUUCCUUGCAGACUGAGCCCACGAUUAUGCAAAUAAAGUUUUAUGAAUCCUUGCAUAAAAUUGAUGUCCAAAAAAUGACAUUCUAUGCUUUAAUUAUGAUUUAGUGCAGUUAACUAUACUAGUAGUUUAAAGAAAAAAAAGAGACAUUUUUAUCAUAAAGUCUAGUUAGUCUUUUGCAUUCUCUUAAAAUAGCAUUUAAUGCUGUCUUAUUCCAAAAAAGGAUUUUUUUGGUCUUAUUUUUUGGAAUUAACUCAAACUUUCAAUCUUGUUUUUAUAAAUUAUGACUUGCUCUUCAAAUAAAACAAAAUAAUUUUAACUACCAUGGUACACUUAGUGGUAUAUACUGAAAAUGUGAAAAAAGAUAGCCCUGUUUUUUGUCUCAUUUUUUCCUGUUUACUUGUUGAUGUACUAUUUUGUGAGUUCUGACUGCUUCUCAAAAAUCUCAUUGUUAAUUUUUUAAAUCUAUUAAAUCUUGUUUUGUCUAUUUAAGUUGCCAUUAAUCUCAUUUACAUGCUAUAAAAGUGCCUGUGAUAUUGUGAAUUGUACAUACAUGUAUGUGUACCCUUUGUAUUAUAGAGAUUUAAUA
Messenger RNA from Mya arenaria, 3010 nucleotides. RefSeq names its product POC1 centriolar protein homolog A-like. The coding region runs from base 120 to 1517 and encodes 465 amino acids. Gene Ontology annotation, cellular component: ciliary basal body; centriole. The transcript has 13 exons. Gene Ontology annotation, molecular function: protein binding. Lineage: Eukaryota; Metazoa; Mollusca; Bivalvia; Myida; Myidae. Gene Ontology annotation, biological process: cilium assembly. The record is from RefSeq and is a predicted model, not a curated record.